CAUACAAGUCUUACUUCAUACACCUGCGAGCUCGAAGCAUCCGGAGAAAGGAGUGGAAGGCCAGAGUUCCGAGAGUCAAUCCACCUUCUUCCCCGCGAUGGCCACUCUUUCCCCCGCCGAACGAUCCUACAUUAUCUCUGGUCUGUCCUCAUCCACUCCUACCCGACUAGAUGGCCGAUCGCUUCAUUCCCCGAGAGCCAUCACCAUUUCUUAUGGGGACGCUCCGCAAGCUAAUGGAAGUGCUAGAGUCUGUGUAGAAGGAGGUACCGAGAUCAUUGCGGGGAUACGGCUGGAAGUUGGGGAUGUGGUCCCCAGGACAUCCGAUAUCAACGGUACGGGUAAUGGGAAAGGGAAAGGAAGAGCGACAGGAGGUGAAGGUUGGCAGACUCAAGUAGAAGUGGAUGUAACACCACAAGCCUAUCCUCAGCUCUCACAACAAGCUCUGAGUCUUCUCUCGGCUCAAUAUGAAUCCCUACUGAGUGAUCAUUUCGUGCCAUCUAUUCCACCACUUCCGAUCCUUCCUCCGACCAAAUACUUUAUUCCCCAUCUUCAACUCACCAUUAUCUCCGCUUCAUCCGGAUCUAUCCCUUCCACCCUGUUUAUCGCAGCUCGAGCAGCAUUCUCUGAUCUCAAAAUCCCAAAGACCAAACGGAUAGGCUGGGAAGGAGCUACGAAAGGCCACAAUGGGGAUCGUGAGACAGACGACGGCGGUAUGGAUAUGGAAGAAUCCGAUCUAAGCGGGAUCAAAGCUGCCGUGAGAGGUGGACGUAAAGGUCCAGGGGGCAAAAGUGGAAGAGCAAGAGUAGGAGGAGAUGAAUGGGAUUUAGAUCCCAGUGGAGAUGGUUUAGAGGUAUUGCAAGAGAGAGAAAAGUUGCCAGUGUUGAUCAUUUUGAAUUUGAUACCUUCUUCGAAUGCUUUCUUUCUCGACGCAACGUUGGCAGAAGAAGCCGCUUGCUCUGAUCGACUGCAUCUAUGUUUCGCAAAUUUCAAUGCAGAGACCAUCUGUGGGAUGAGGAUGGAAGGAGAAUCAGGAAUACCCACAGGAAGGAUAAAGCCCUUGAUCGUGGAGGGCCAAAGGAUCGCAAAGCAAUUAAUGCAGAGUCUCAAUGAGCAGAUCCCAACAGGCGCUUCAGGUAUAACGGCUGCAGCGCACCGUUAAGCAGAUGGUAUUCAUCCUCCGUGGUCUGGUUCAUCCAAAAGGGUGGAUUUGUACAGUCUCUGCAUAUCGCCAGACAAUGAAAAAUAUGCAU
Messenger RNA from Kockovaella imperatae, 1250 nucleotides. RefSeq lists its product as hypothetical. The transcript has 5 exons. Gene Ontology annotation, biological process: nuclear mRNA surveillance; U1 snRNA 3'-end processing; U5 snRNA 3'-end processing. Gene Ontology annotation, cellular component: nuclear exosome (RNase complex); cytoplasmic exosome (RNase complex). The record is from RefSeq and is a predicted model, not a curated record. Bases 98 to 1159 code for a protein of 353 amino acids. Lineage: Eukaryota; Fungi; Basidiomycota; Tremellomycetes; Tremellales; Cuniculitremaceae.